Menidia menidia (Atlantic silverside) is the source of this 1689-nucleotide messenger RNA. Lineage: Eukaryota; Metazoa; Chordata; Actinopteri; Atheriniformes; Atherinopsidae. The record is from the annotation of a GenBank genome assembly.
AUGGAGAGGUAUGAAGGCUACGUGUUCACCGCCCUGUGCAGCAUCAACUUCUUGGUGUCGUGUCUGCUGUUCUCCACAAUCACCCGGGAGCAGAGGGAGCCCUACAUGGACGAGAUCUUCCACGUCCCGCAGGCCCAGAAGUACUGCCAGGGGAAAUUCACGGAGCCCGUGGUGUGGCUGUUCGGCCUGACCGGCCCCGUGGUCUGCUCCCCCGCCAUGCUGCGCUUCGUCAACUUGCUCUUCAACUGCGGGAACCUCGGCGCGGCGUGCUUUGGGCGCGUGCUUCUGGCUCUGAUCCUGUCCAUGUUCCCGGUGCUCUACUUCUUCACCUUCCUGUACUACACGGACGCGGGCUCCACCUUCUUCGUGCUGUUUUCCUACCUGAUGACGCUGCACGGUUGCCACGGUGUCGCCGCCAUGCUGGGCGCCGCCGCCAUCUUGUUCCGGCAGACCAACGUGGUGUGGGUGGCGUUCUGCGCCGGGACUUUGGUGGCGGCCCGCCUGGACGAGGCGUGGCGUUUGGAGCACGCCAAACGGCGCGAGGCGCUCGCCAAACGCCGCGAGGACCGGUUAGCGUCGUCGUGGGAGGAGUCGGGGAUGCCGGCGUCGCCAUGGGAACUCCCGCCCACGCCGUCCGGCGCCAGACGCCUGGCGGUUUUCCUCACGUCCAGCAGAGAGAAGGAAGACCAGAGAAGUCUGAAGACAGGCCAGGAGUCUGGUUCUGAAUCUGGUUCUGAGUCUGGACCUGGUUUUGAAUCCGGUUCUGGGCUGAAGAUAUUGAAUUUGUUCGCCGUGUGGCGGGAGGCGUGGCCGUUCGCGGCGGUGGGCGUCGGCUUCCUGCUCUUCGUGGCGCUGAACGGCGGCGUUGCCGUGGGCGACCGCUCCAGCCACCAGGCCUGCUUCCACCUCCCGCAGCUCUUCUACUUCCUCUCCUUCUCGCUCUUCUUCUCGGCGCCCGCCUGGGCGUGCGUUAAGCGGGCGCGCCGCUUCCUGCUCGCCGUGCGGGCGCGCCCCGCCCUCUUCCUGGCGCUCGCCGGCGCCGCCCUGCUGGCCGUGUGGAGGCUAACCACCGCGCACGCCUACCUGCUCGCCGACAACCGGCACUACACGUUCUACGUGUGGCGCCGGGUGGUGGGGCGCCCCCCGCUGGCCAGGUACCUGCUGGUGCCGGCGUACCUGUUCUCCGGCUGGACGGCGCUGGACCUCCUGCGGGGAACGCGCUCGCUGUUCUGGACGCUGGGCUUCCUGCUGAGCGCGGCGCUGGCCACGGUUCCCCAGCGGCUGCUGGAGCUCCGCUACUUCAUCGUGCCCUACCUGAUGUUCCGGCUGCACGCCUCGCCGCUGCCCUCGCCGCCCCGCCUGCUGCUGGAGCUGCUGCUGCACGCCGCCCUCAACGCCGCCGCCGUCCACGUCUUCCUCAGCUGGACCUUCCAGUGGCCGGAGAGCAGCGCCCCCCAGAGAGCCUGGCGGCACACGCUGGCCACGGUUCCCCAGCGGCUGCUGGAGCUCCGCUACUUCAUCGUGCCCUACCUGAUGUUCCGGCUGCACGCCUCGCCGCUGCCCUCGCCGCCCCGCCUGCUGCUGGAGCUGCUGCUGCACGCCGCCCUCAACGCCGCCGCCGUCCACGUCUUCCUCAGCUGGACCUUCCAGUGGCCGGAGAGCAGCGCCCCCCAGAGGCUCAUGUGGUGA